AACCCAACCCACCACCAACCCUAUCCCCUUCCACCCGCCAACUCCUCCAGUCCCUAGGCCACAAGCCCUGACUAAACCCUAAUAAGUAACCAACCUUUCUCACUCAAAUAACAAAGAAACAGACCCCCAUGGCCCUCCUCUUCCCUUCUUCUUCUCUUUUUCGUUCCCCUCUUCUACAAACCAUCAGAACCAAUCCCCACGCUCCCAAAUCCACUCUCUUCUGCUCCAUUCUUAACCCUAAACCCCCCUUCCUUUCUCUCACCUUAAAAUCCCUAAUGUUUCCUUCCCAAAUUCACCUCAAAAACCCCUCAUUUCUCUUAAAAGCGUCGUCUUUCACCUUCUCCGAGGCCACCGACUUCGCCACCACCGCCGACGGCGUCGGCGACGAGGACGAGGACCUCGCCAGUUCGCCGUGGGAGGGGGCGGUGGUGUACCGGCGAGAUGCCUCAGUGACCCAUCUGGAGUACUCCACCACCCUCGAGCGGCUCGGCCUCGGCAAGCUCUCUUCUGGGCUCUCCCGGUCCCGGGCGUCAGCGAUGGGGAUUCGGCUGCCGGCCAGGAGGGGAAAGGAGGCGCCUUUUGGCGAUGGAGAGACGCCCGUGCUCAUCUCCGUUGACGUCACGAGGAGGAAGCGGAGGCUGAAGCUGGAUGGGAUCGUGAGGACGGUCAUCACCCUUGGUUGCAAUAGGUGUGCUGAACCAGCAGCUGAGUGUGUAUUCUCAAAUUUCACACUUUUGCUGACUGAGGAUCCUAUCGAGGAACCUGAUGUCAUCAACAUGGGAGUAAUAUAUGGAGAAGACAAAGCCAAAACCUCUACUGAAAGCAGCCACAAUGAAGAAGAAGAUGAUGAGAAACAGAUAGACUUGGAUGACCGGCUCUACUUUCCUGCUGAAAAAGAAGAAAUUGAUUUAUCCAAACACAUAAGGGACAUUGUGCAUGUAGAGAUAACAAUAAAUGCAAUAUGUGAUGCAAAUUGCAAAGGUCUCUGUCUCAAAUGUGGCACAAAUCUUAAUAAGAGAAAAUGCAAUUGCAAAGAAGUUGUGCAGGACAAGGGCAGAGAAUAUGGACCUCUCAAGGGCUUGAAAAAGCAAAUGCAGCAAGGAUAACUGUUAUGUUGCUAAUGGUACUCUCUGGGAGCAGUUUUGUCAUAUAUCUAGCAUCUGAGGUGAGUAGACUAUAUGUACCUGAAGCAAUUCAUAGUGAUGGGAAUCUCCUAAAAUAUUUUCUUGUACCUA
This is a messenger RNA of Elaeis guineensis (African oil palm), 1235 nucleotides long. RefSeq names its product large ribosomal RNA subunit accumulation protein YCED homolog 1, chloroplastic. The record is from RefSeq and is a predicted model, not a curated record. NCBI's taxonomy places the organism in Eukaryota, Viridiplantae, Streptophyta, Magnoliopsida, Arecales, Arecaceae.